Messenger RNA from Larimichthys crocea (large yellow croaker), 1961 nucleotides. RefSeq names its product septin 5a (gene septin5a). The record is from RefSeq and is a predicted model, not a curated record. The transcript has 11 exons. Gene Ontology annotation, molecular function: GTP binding. Lineage: Eukaryota; Metazoa; Chordata; Actinopteri; Sciaenidae. Bases 320 to 1450 code for a protein of 376 amino acids.
GUGAGAAUUCCUCCGUACCUGUCUGAACAGGGAGAGUCAGACUGCUUUAGGGCAGAGGAAAGAAAGAAAGAAAGGAAGGAAGAAAAAAAGAAAAGAAAGGGGAUCAAGAGAGGGAAAGUAGGAGGAACAAAAGUCGCAUAUUUAAAGAGCACAAAGAGGUGUGUUAAAGACAAUUUGGAAACAGGCAGAGAGUGAGAGAGGAGUUUAUCAAGGUCUCCAUACUUCAGAUUUGCCUUUUUCUUACAUUCCCUGCUGGGCUUUUUUUCAACUUUCUGUGACCAGUGGCUAUUUUGGUCCGUCAGUGUUGGAGCGGUUUGGGAUGGAUGCCAUCAUGCUGCAAGAGAAACUGGUGGAACGGCUACUGUGCCCGCGAGUGAGAACUGCCAGGCAGAAGGAGAAACAGUAUGUGGGUUUUGCAACUUUGCCCAACCAGGUCCACAGGAAGUCUGUGAAGAAAGGCUUCGACUUCACGCUGAUGGUGGCAGGAGAGUCUGGUAUGGGUAAAUCCACCCUGGUCAACAGCCUGUUCCUCACAGACCUCUACAAAGACAGGAAGUUACUGAAUGCUGAGGAGCGUAUUAACCAAACUGUGGAGAUCAUCAAACACACUGUAGACAUCGAGGAGAAAGGAGUAAAGCUCAAGCUGACCAUCGUAGACACGCCAGGGUUCGGAGACGCCGUCAACAACAAUGAGUGCUGGAAGCCAAUCACAGACUACAUAGAUCAGCAGUUUGAACAAUACUUCAGGGAUGAGAGUGGGCUGAACAGAAAGAACAUCCAGGACAACCGAGUCCACUGCUGCUUGUACUUCAUCCCACCAUUUGGGCACGGGCUGCGUCCGGUAGAUGUUGAGUUCAUGAAGGCUCUGCAUGAAAAAGUUAACAUAAUCCCACUCAUUGCAAAAGCCGACUGCCUCACACCCAACGAGAUAAAAAAGCUUAAAGACAGAAUACGAGAGGAAAUAGACAAGUUUGGGAUCAAAGUGUACCAGUUCCCAGAAUGUGACUCUGAUGAGGAUGAAGAGUUCAAACAACUUGACAAAGAGCUGAAGGAGUGCACCCCUUUCGCUGUAAUCGGCAGUAACACAGUGGUGGAAGCUAGAGGGCAGAGAGUGAGAGGGAGACUGUACCCCUGGGGAAUCGUUGAAGUGGAAAACCAGUCGCAUUGUGACUUUGUGAAACUGAGGAACAUGCUGAUUCGGUCACACAUGCAUGACCUCAAAGACGUGACCUGUGACGUUCACUAUGAAAACUACAGAGCGCAGUGCAUACAGGAAAUGACCAGUAAACUGGCUCAGGACAACCGCAUGGAGAGUCCCAUCCCCAUCCUGCCGCUCUCCACCCCGGAUGUGGAGACAGAGAAACUAAUCAAAAUGAAAGAUGAGGAGCUGAAGAGGAUGCAGGAGAUGCUGAACAAAAUGCAGCAGCAGAUGCAUGAUAAAGACCAGUGAUGGAUCCUGAGAGCUGGGCUGCAGCGCCGCAGCGCCACCUAGUGUUUCUCUCCUGAACGACAGUGAGACCUUCAGACGUCAAACACAGAUAUCAUGUGUUAGUGGCAACUCUGGCUGUACAUUUAUCCUCAGUUUGGUGCUUUGUAUAGUUCGUCUGCCUCGAGGGUUGUUUGUCAGAGGGUUGUUGUUUUUUUUGUUUUUUUUUUAACUAUCUGUUUGCCCACUUUGAGCCCCCUUGCUGUGGUUUAACAGUCUUAACAUAUAUAAUAUAAAUGCGUAAUUUAAAUUACUACUCAGUGUAUCUAAUUUAUAAAUGCAAUGCUAAACUUUUUGGAUAUUUUGUCAGGGUAUGAAAACGUGUGCUACAGUAUGUUUUGUAAAGAAAUUUUGGUUGUUGGUGAUGUUAAAAUUUGAACAUGGAUAUUGUUUUUUAUUCUAUGUUUGUGAGUGUGCGUGAGCGUUUGUAUUUCAUGAGGUUUUCCUCUGAUAUCACCAGGUAUCCGUCCAUAGA